AAUAAUAUCUAACGGCAAAACAAAACGCCACCUCCCUCCGUUCCCACCUUUAAAUACCACAUCUCUUCCGAAUCAACCCAAAUCCAUUAAUCAUUUGCGCUUAAACCCCUAACAUUCUCUCGCUCUAUUAACAAUCAUCCAAUUCAUCUCGAUCAGCGCCGAAGAAACUGUCGGUGUAAAUAAUGGCGAGCGCCAGAGUAGAUCUCGACGGAAAUCCGAUUAAGCCGAUCACCAUAUGCAUGAUCGGUGCCGGCGGCUUCAUCGGCUCGCACCUCUGCGAGAAGCUGAUGGCCGAGACGCCGCACAAGGUUCUGGCGGUGGAUGUCUACAGCGACAAGAUCAAACACCUCCUCGAGCCGUCGUCGCUGCCCUGGGCUGAUCGCAUCCAGUUCCACCGCCUCAACAUUAAGAACGAUUCUCGCCUCGAAGGCCUCAUUCGGAUGGCGGAUCUUAUCAUAAAUCUUGCUGCUAUAUGCACUCCAGCAGACUACAAUACGCGCCCACUUGACACGAUCUACAGCAACUUCAUUGAUGCUCUCCCCGUGAUUAAAUACUGCUCGGAAAAUGGAAAGCGCCUCAUUCAUUUCUCCACUUGUGAAGUAUAUGGGAAAACAAUUGGUUGCUUUUUACCCAAAGAUAGCCCACUGCGGCAGGAUCCUGCUUACUAUGUUCUAUCGGAAGAUUCCUCCCCUUGCAUCUUUGGCCCCAUUGAGAAACAGAGAUGGUCAUAUGCAUGUGCAAAGCAGUUAGUUGAAAGGUUGAUAUAUGCCGAGGGGGCGGAAAACGGUCUUGAGUUUACAAUUGUGAGGCCCUUCAACUGGAUUGGACCCAGGAUGGACUUUAUACCUGGGAUUGAUGGCCCAAGUGAGGGUGUUCCUAGAGUUCUUGCCUGCUUUAGCAAUAACCUCUUAAGGCGUGAACCGCUGAAGCUUGUCGAUGGUGGUGAAUCACAGAGAACUUUUGUUUACAUCAAAGAUGCCAUUGAAGCUGUCCUGUUGAUGAUUGAAAAUCCAUCCAGGGCUAAUGGUCAGAUAUUUAACGUUGGCAAUCCUAACAAUGAAGUUACAGUCAGGCAGCUUGCUGAAAUGAUGACUCAGGUUUACUCAAAGGUUAGUAAAGAACCUUCACUGAGUACACCUACGAUUGAUAUAAGCUCCAAAGAAUUUUAUGGUGAAGGAUACGAUGAUAGUGACAAGAGAAUUCCUGACAUGACCAUAAUCAACAAACAACUUGGUUGGAACCCAAAGACAUCGCUUUGGGACUUGCUCGAGUCGACUCUUACAUAUCAACACCGAACAUACGCAGAAGCUGUAAAGAAGGCUACUUCAAAGCCGGUGGCAAGUUAAGAAGUAUGAAAUGAGAUUUGCUGCUUCCUUCGUGUCUCGUUUCGGAGUGAUCAUUGUAUGGUUUCUUGUCUAAUGUGUCAUAGUACUAAAAAUGAGAGCUUAAAACGUUGGAUGUGGAGAUAGGGUUGGUUUGUUACGUUGGAUCUACUUUUGGGGCAGUAGUGUAUCAUAUUCGAGUAAAUCAUAGAGGGGAAAUCUACAAGAAUAUUUUUUUAAGGCCUACAAGAGAGGAGGGAGGAUGUUGUGUCUUGUUACUUUUAUGACUUUAACAUUAAUUAAUAUUGCUAUUUUUACCA
Messenger RNA from Salvia hispanica, 1642 nucleotides. RefSeq names its product UDP-D-apiose/UDP-D-xylose synthase 2. The record is from RefSeq and is a predicted model, not a curated record. NCBI's taxonomy places the organism in Eukaryota, Viridiplantae, Streptophyta, Magnoliopsida, Lamiales, Lamiaceae. Gene Ontology annotation, molecular function: carboxy-lyase activity.